UGAGAAGGGCCUGAUAGUCGACUUCAAGGCCCGUAUGGUUGCGCGGGGUUUGUCUCAAAUCCCCGGCAUCGACUUCCACCACUCAUCCUCAGCGUGCCCGUCUGCAGCGUCUAUGAAGGCAGUGACUGCCGUAGCCACUGAAAAGGGCAAGAAACUCGCUCACUGGGAUGUGAAUCAAGCGUACAUCCACGCUAAGCUAAAAGAAGAAAUAUACCUCAGAUUCCCGGAAGGCUGUGGUAGCAUGUCCGGCAAGGUGGUCAAGGUUGAGCGUGCCCUGUAUGGCCCAAAGCAGAGUGGCCGUGAGUGGGGGUUUGAAGCUGCCGAUGCCCUCGUCGAGAAUGGAUACGAGCAGUGCAGGGUUGACCCGUGUGUCUUCCGGAAGGUGGUUGAUAGAGAGGUCGUAGGUCUCAUCGUGAUCUACGUCGACGACAUCUUCGUGGCGGCAGACGAGGGAGAGCGAGAGGUGCUGUUCGCUUCCCUCAACAAGAAGUUUCCGGUGAAAGAUCUGGGGGAGUGUACCUGGUACGACGGGUGUGCUAUCGCCAUGGAUGUAGAAAAUGGCAUUACCAAGCUGUCCCAGACAGCAUACAUUGAGAGUAUGCUGAAGCGGUUUGAUGUGACCACGACCACUUUCACCCCUGCUGCCACCGAUGCCGACCUAGGGCCGAAGUGAGAUGACGAGCCCGCGGCGGAUAAGUCUGUGAGGAAGGCGAUCGGAUGCCUGAUAUGGACGAAGCUGACGAGACCAGACAUCGCCCUGCCUCUGAACAAGCUCCAGAAGACCGCCCACUCACCCACCGGGAGGAUAUGGAACGCGCUUGUGCGGAUCAUGUCCUACCUGAACUUCACGAAGGACUUCGGCAUCACCUACGUACGGGGGUCAGGACUAGACCUAAGCGUGUUGUCGAUGCCAGCUACGCUGAAAACGAAGUAGACAGGCGUUCUACGACCGGGCUAGCUGAGGCGCUGUUUGUGCGUGGCGUUCU
Molecule: messenger RNA, 986 nt
Organism: Ectocarpus sp. CCAP 1310/34
Lineage: Eukaryota; Phaeophyceae; Ectocarpales; Ectocarpaceae
Source: the annotation of a GenBank genome assembly